GAUUUUAUUCUGCAGACUUGCAAUGCGAGAGCUUAGAACCGAUCGCUCACGGUCAACCUGAAGCCACUGGUAACAUAUUUGGGUCAAAGGUUACGUACAAAUGUUAUAGUGGGUACUGGAUGUCGGGAUCAAGACAGCGAGUGUGCCAGGGAGACGGCUCGUGGAGUGGUAAGACUCCUGCUUGUAAGAAAAAACCUCUGUGUGGUUCGCCACCUAUUGUUAACCAUGCAAGAUACUCUGCUAGCUUGGACAAGCAGGAGUUUGAAGUAGAUACGAUCGUCAACUAUACUUGUUUCCCCGGCUACCAGGUGGUAGGACUACCACGAGCUAAAUGUAUGUUUUACAACACUUCAGCUCAGUGGUUUGGUCCGGACUUACAUUGCACUCCUCGAAACUGUGGUGAUCCCGGAUAUGUCAGAAAUGGCGACAGAAGCGGAAAUAUAUUUACAUUCAGCCGGAGUGUCGUGUAUUUCUGUUAUCGGGGGUUUGAACUCGAAGGUCCCAGCACUCGGUACUGUAAUGCUAGCGGUCUGUGGAGCGGCGUGUUGCCUUCCUGUAAACCUGUCCAAUGUCCUGUCCCUGCAGCUCCACCUAACGGAAAAGCUAUUUUCACUACUCUGGCCUAUAACUCUGUAGUGAAAUACGAAUGUCACCAUGGUUACCGAUUGUCAGGUUCCGUGACAAGACAGUGUAAAUAUGACAAAGAAUGGGAGGGGGAGGAGCCUUCUUGCGAAGAAACAAACUGCGGGAAGUUGAAAGAUCUCCAUAACGGUUACCUACAAGGCAAGACAACGACUGUAGGCUCAGUUAUAGUUUUUCACUGCUUUGAUGGAAUGAAGUUUCAGGGAAACUUUAUUUCGACCACGUGUCUAGAAAAUGGUACUUGGUCCAAUCCACUUCCCCAAUGUUUAGCUUACUGUGUUGUCCCGGAUGUAACAAAUGGUCGAGUAAAUCAGUUUCAGCCAGGAACGAGAGUAGAGGAUGGACAAGAAAUCCACGUGGAUUGUAAGCAGCAGCACGAGCUCCUGUACAACGCUACACCUGUAACAUGCAGGAACGGCACGUGGACGCACGUGCCUGUCUGUGUACCUGCUAGAUGUAAAUAUCUUCCGAGAAAGCCACGUCACGGAAUGGUCAUCGCUCCUAAAACUGACCACGGACGAACAGCUCUAUUUCGUUGUAAAGACGGAUACAGAAUCGUUGGCCCUAACGUUACCACGUGUAGCUUUGGUCAGUGGAUUGGGAAUGUUCCUCGCUGUGAGGAAAUCUACUGCCCAUUCCCUGGGUAUCUAAAGCACGGUCGAGUCCUUCUCGUUGGAUACAUGGGGAUGUAUGACUACAGGCCAUACGUUCGAAAAGUGAAAAAUAAUAGGCAGAUCAUGUACGAAUGUCAAAGAAGUUACAUGUUGACGGACGGCCCCCCCGGAGCUACGUGUGUCGAUGGAGCCUGGAGCCCCGGCAACCUACCCCACUGUGUAAGGGGGUCACAUCCCCGCAUUCGCUUGAUUCGUUCCUUAAAGGUCAGCCGUCAAGAGGCGUUGGCAGAGAAAGAGAACGAAAUAAGUGGACAUUCUUCAAAUAAACCACACAGUGACCAUAAGUUGACUAUGACCAUCAGAGAGAAGAGGAAAGGAGAAUUACUUCAGAAAAAAACAAAUAUACGACGUAAAUAUAAAGAUCCGUGUCCAUUCCUACAUCCCAGUCCCUGGAUGAAGAUGAAACGUCUACGACCAAGAAAAUGGAGUAGAACUGUGCCACAUGGGACCAAAUAUCACGUGACUUGUACAAAUGGGUAUCAUUUGAAUCUACAUAAGACUUUUAUUAAAUGCGUUAGAGGUCGUUGGAAGCCGAAAGAGCCACAGUGUGUGGCGUCUCCGUGUGAGUUACCGGAAGUGGCAAAUGGAUACUACAUGAUUGGAUAUAGAGCAGGUCUAAAUGUUUCCCAUGGGUCAGUUGUGGAGUAUGAUUGUAACUAUGGCUAUGUCAAGGGGAUCACCAACCUCUUACUGUGCGAGAGUGGAAAACUCAAACCCCAUUCGCCCGUGUGCCUUCCCUCUAGUACCAGUUUUUUUCCUAUUGAUGAAGAGCGUAAAAGUUUUAUUCAUAAUCGAAAAAACCGUAACUGCACCUUUCGAAACAGCGACCCACAUCUGGUAGCUUUCCAUGGUGACAAACAACUCAAGAAGGGGGUGAUGCAGUUUUUGCCACAUUCUGAAUUGGUGUUCCGGUGCCAAGAUAUAGGAAAAUUUAGUUUGAUUGGCAGCGUGCGAAGAUUUUGUGUGAUGGGAGAGUGGACCGGAGUUAAACCCUCGUGUUACGGUUUGUCCCAGGAAAAUAAUUAUGCACUGGAAGACCCUCCAACCAUAUUAUUCCGCCACCAUUUAGGACCUAUAGCUCAGAGUAACGACGGUAAGUUACUUGUCUAUCCUGGAACAGUCCUUCAUCUUGAAUGUUUGUGGAUCCGGAAGUAUGGUGCGCCGAAAUGGGAAGUUAAUCACUCAUACCGAAAGUAUCCAGAAGGCUGGACAAACGAACCAGGAAGAGACUCUCAUCUGGAGUAUCGACUGUCCAUCUAUAAUGCGCAGAAAGACGACUCUGGUCAGUUUACUUGUAUCUCGCCUAUGGGCCAUCGUCACUCUGUAAAUUUGGUUGUAGAUGGUAAGUAAUCUUAUGAUAACCAUGGUUCUACAAGAAUUGCAUCGGUUCUGAGGAAACAAACGUUCACUACUUUUAUUUUUAACUCUGUGCAUUUGGACGUGGAUGAUAAGUAACCUUAUGAUAACCAUGGUGAACACUUUUCUAGUGUCUUAGACUGGCGGGAAAGAUGGAAGGUCUUAGUCAGGCGAAUUGCUGUCUUAAAGUUCCAAUAUCAUCACUUACGUUUGUGUUUAGUUUAAAAAGUUAACAGAAGAAAGUUCCAAUUUUCGGGUUCUCACAUUUCAGAUUUUUUUUUUCAGCGGAGAAUGCCUCAUAAAAACUCAUCCAAAAUCGUGGUACUAUUAUAACAACAGUACCUAGUUAGCUGAGCCACACUGUAGUACAGUUAUAACCACCGUACCUAGUUAGCUGAGCCACAAUGUAGUACUGUUAUAACCACCAUACCUAGUUAGCUGAGCCACAAUGUAGUACUAUUAUAACAACCGUACCUAGUUAGCUGAGCCACAAUGUAGUACUAUUAUAACAACCGUACCUUGUUAGCUGAGCCACAAUGUAGUACUAUUAUAACAACAGAACCUAGUUAGCUAAGCCACACUGAAGUACUAUUAUAACAACAGAACCUAGUGAGCUAAGCCACACUGAAGUACUAUUAUAACAACAGUACCUAGUUAGCUGAGCCACAAUGUAGUACUAUUAUAACAACAGUACCUAGUUAGCUGAGCCACAAUGUAGUACUAUUAUAACAACCGUACCUAGUUAGCUGAGCCACAAUGUAGUACUAUUAUAACAACAGAACCUAGUUAGCUAAGCCACACUGAAGUACUAUUAUAACAACCGUACCUAGUUAGCUGAGCCACACUGUAGUACAGUUAUAACCACGAUACCUAGUUAGCUGAGCCACAAUGUAGUACUGUUAUAACCACCAUACCUAGUUAGCUGAGCCACAAUGUAGUACUGUUAUAACCACCAUACCUAGUUAGCUGAGCCACAAUGUAGUACUAUUAUGACAAC
This is a messenger RNA of Limulus polyphemus (Atlantic horseshoe crab), 3669 nucleotides long. Its product is annotated as protein lev-9-like. The record is from RefSeq and is a predicted model, not a curated record. NCBI's taxonomy places the organism in Eukaryota, Metazoa, Arthropoda, Merostomata, Xiphosura, Limulidae. The annotation marks the transcript as partial. The transcript is spliced from 13 exons.